Molecule: messenger RNA, 6123 nt
Organism: Ailuropoda melanoleuca (giant panda)
Lineage: Eukaryota; Metazoa; Chordata; Mammalia; Carnivora; Ursidae
Gene: TPPP
Product: tubulin polymerization promoting protein
Exons: 4
Coding region: 29-694 (221 amino acids)
Biological process (GO): microtubule bundle formation; positive regulation of protein polymerization; microtubule polymerization
Cellular component (GO): microtubule
Molecular function (GO): tubulin binding
Source: RefSeq, a predicted model, not a curated record
GGCAAGCUGGUGCGGAGAACUGAGCAACAUGGCUGACAGCAAGGCCAAGUCUGCCAAGGCCGCCAACAAGACACCCCCCAAGUCCCCAGGGGACCCCGCAAAGGACAGGGCAGCCAAGAGGCUGUCACUGGAGACAGAAGGGGCCACUGAGGGGGCAGCUGCCGCGGCCCCAGAGCUCAGUGCCCUGGAGGAGGCCUUCCGGCGGUUCGCCGUGCAUGGGGACACCAGGGCCACCGGGAAGGAGAUGCACGGCAAGAACUGGUCAAAGCUGUGUAAGGACUGCCAGGUCAUCGACGGGAAGAACGUGACCGUCACGGACGUGGACAUCGUCUUCAGCAAAAUCAAAGGGAAGUCCUGCCGGACCAUCACGUUCGAGCAGUUCAAGGAGGCGCUCGAAGAGCUCUCCAAGAAGAGAUUCAAAGACAAGAGCAGUGAGGAGGCCAUCCGCGAGGUGCACAGGCUCAUCGAGGGCAAGGCCCCCAUCAUCUCGGGGGUGACGAAAGCCAUCUCAUCGCCCACCGUAUCUCGGCUCACGGACACGACCAAGUUCACGGGCUCCCACAAGGAACGCUUCGACCCGUCAGGCCGGGGCAAGGGCAAGGCGGGCCGUGUGGACCUGGUGGACGAGUCGGGCUACGUGCCGGGCUACAAGCACGCGGGCACCUACGACCAGAAGGUGCAGGGGGGCAAGUAGCCAGCCCGGGAACGGCCCCUCCUGCGAGGCCUGCACCACCUCACACUUCAUUACAUUCCUGUGCUCCCUGGUCAGAACUCAAGACUCUGGGGCCCGGGCUGUGGGGGCGACACCCAGGCCUCCUCCUGCCCGGGGGCCAGCACGCUUCUCUCUGACCCCCGGGAGGGGCCCCUGAACUCACUGACCUUUUAUAACACACCUGCCUCGUCCAACGCCGGCCAUCCACAAAUGGCCUUUCCCGAAGUGUCUCCCGGGACCAGACCACACUAGCCGCCGGGCUCACAGGCCAAAGGGCCACUGUACAGGAGCCGGUGGGCCAUUGGGGUGAGCGGGACAGACCCUGUCAGAGGCAGCACCAACCUCCUGACCUACAGACCCCACCCAGAAGCCUCGAGGGCAACAAGAGCUAACUCACUAAUAGCAGCACCAAGGAAACAAAGUGAGCCCCGAACAGGACACCGUGCGGGUGUGGGGAGGUGCCCGCGCACGCGCACACACGUUUGCAAACGCUCGCGCACUUGCUUGUACACACAUGGUGACGCACACGCACACACGUACACACGUCGCAUACCCAGAGGCUGGCGAGCGAGGGAGGAAGGUGAGCCAGGGAGAGGCUCCGCAGUGGACCAAAGGAACGUGGUUUGAAGUGCGAAGCCCGAGGAUGACAAAGUGGAAAGUGAGGGCAGACAGUUCACCUCCCUGUGCUAAGAAGGAGUAAGACGUGUUUAUUCUCAGAUUGGGUCAGGGAAGACUGGGAAUACCCUGUUUCUGCCCCUUUUUCUCCUGCCUCCUGUGUUUCUGGGUCAGGAGACCCUGCUGGCUGAGGCAUCCCACGCAGGUGCUUUGCUGGCAGGACCAGGCAUCUUCUGCCCGGGGCCCUGCCCUGCACUUGGGGCCUCAGGGCUGUGGGUCCACGUGGCCGCUCCGUCUUCGCUAGCAUGCGGCACAAACCUCAGUGGUUCAGUCUCUGCAGUGAGUUCUCCCUAACCUCUCCUGACCCCUGCGGAGUGCAGAGAACCCACGACAGCCGGGCUGGGGAGGGCCCCGAGGCCUGCGGCAUUUGCUGGGAUUUGGUUUCUCUGUGAGGCUGGACAGGGGGCAGAGGACUGGCGCUCCUCUCACCGUGGCCCCACUGGGGUAUGUCCCUUUGUGUAAGCUCAGCCAAGCCUGGCGAGUGACUGGUGGGCUAUGUGGUCCUGGCUGCAGGCCUGGGAAAAAGCUCACGGAAGCCUCAGGGAGAUGCUUCCUGGAGCCCGUCCACCCCGCCACUGUUCUGUGUCCAGGGCAGCCGGCUGACCGGGGGUACCCCCUUCCUGGGCACAGCGUGGCGCACAGCACAGGCGGCUGAAAUAAAGACCAGCAUGGUGGCGGCACAGGCACCCACGUCCCUGAGCCCAAAGAGCACGACGGUCAUUGCUGGAGCCGGGGAUGGUCCCCCGUCUGCACAGAAGAGCUUGGGACCCAUGCUCCCACCCAGCACGGCCCCUGUGAAGGGAUGGCAUCUCCGGUAGGCUCCUCACUCAUGGGCCUCCCCUCACACCCCCGGCAGGGCCUCAACCAGCGGUGGGCACUGGCCUUGCCAACAGCUUCCUUCAGAGGGUUUGGGACUUGCCAGUGCAUUCAAGCAGAGGAAAUGAUGGACAGCGGGCUUUGAGUCACUUGUAAGACACAGUCUCACCGCUGUCUCCACUUUCUACCCUGGGGAUCCUGAGCUGCCUGGCCAGGCCUCCACUCCAUGGCGGGGAAGGCAGGACCACAAAGGACCGAGUGCUGGGGGAGAGAGAAGCAGGCAGGACACGGGACCCCCGCCCUGCACGCCUCCAUCCUCCCCCAGGCUGGACCCUUGUGACGACUCAGAGGCAAGAGGAGAACGUGGGAAAUGUGUCUGAAGACAACUCUGAAUGCGACAUGUGUCUCUCACAAGCGGAUCACACACCGGAAAGCUCUGUGUCCAAAGCCGAAGAGGUUUUCCUUAGUGGUCACAGAACAGGCCUCCCCUCCAGACCCCGUGAGGCACCGUGCUGGGGAGCGCCAGCCCCCAUCAGCAGCUGGGUCCCCACUGUCACAGCUAACAGUGAAGCAUGGAUGCUGGAAUCCAGCAGGACCUCGGCCCCACAGUGCGCAUCCUCGGCGGUGAGCAAAGGGGUGGGGGUCCCUGUGCCACUGUCUGUAUGUACAGGGAAUGGAUAUCCCCUGGCCCUUCACAGACCCCUUACCCCCCGGAGUCUGUCUCCUGUCCCAGGGCAGGGUCUCUAGGCAAAACACCCUGGGAGACUGGGAUCUAAACAAGAGAAACCACACAGCUGCCCCCCCUUCAGGGACCCUGCCACAGCGCCGGCCCCACAGUGGGAGCCCCCGUUUUACACAAGAAACCAGUGCCACAGCCUGCGGAGCCCAGCAGCUUGACAGGAAACCAACGGCUCACUUCUGACGAAUGUUCCCGAAUGCGUUCCUGACUGUUCUAAUGGCAGCUUCCCUUUGGGCUUGAGUGAAAACCGAGUGCGCUCAACUGGUCCCCCUUGGUGGCCCACCCCAUCCCACAGCACCAAGGUCCGGCUGGCCACACAGGCGCUGUGGUCUCCACUGCUUCCCCUGCCUGUCCCCAAGGACCCCGAGGCCGCCUCAGACGGCAUCCUCCCCCAGUCAGAGCCUCCCCUCUGUCAGGAAAGGGAGAGAGGUGGCAAAGACUCAGUCACGAGGCUUCAGUGGUCACCAUCCUGCCGGCUUAAAACCAUCUGCUCAAUCCGUCCCUGCACCUGCGUGUAGCCCUUGCACACAGAACACGUGCUUGGGCUGCCCCGCGCACACGCGCACGCGCACACGCACACGCGCACACGCAUGCUCCUCCGUCAGGGUCUGAACAGUGAGAACACACAGGCGGAGGGUGUGUCUUUGCCGCAUGUUUUAUGCCUCUACUAACCACGGUUAACUAAAACCCCAACGUCCAUCUGUGAAUCAACGAGACUGCACAGCACGCAGGAGACAGGACGCGUUCUGUCAGGGAGGGCGGAGCACCAGAAGGCAACCGUAGGGGGGAGGAGGGUGUGCGACACUGAUCACACCAGAAUACUUAUUUAUUUCUAUUUAACGUCAUAGGAUGGGCAACGAGGCCGUGGUCAGUAACACAGUUAGCUUUACCAAAAUGAAGUUCAAAUCACGUAAGUUUAGAAUGUUGUAGCAAAAGGUAUAUAUUUAUACUGGAGUAUUUUUACACCUCUAAUACCCUCAGUCCUAAGUUUGAGGCAGAUGGAAAUCCUAUCAGAUGCGAGAAGCCGGGGGACAGGGACGCAGAGACGGUCACUGGCACCGUGUCCCGUCUAUGCUGCUCUGUCCCCGUGGUCGCUCAGCACAGCCCAUGGGCGUCCCUCUGACUGCGUGGUGGACAGGGACUGUGGCAGUGGGCCGACGCGCGUGCCUGCGACCAGGCGGCUUCCGUGAAUGGUUUUCCGGCCCCCGCCACCCCCCUGUGCUCAGGCACCGUCUGUGGCUGCUUCUGCACCACGUCGAGUGGUGGGAGGAACCUAACAUCUUCCCCAUCUGGCCCUUCAUGGGGAAAGCGUGUGCUGGCCCCGCCCUGCGGCCUGUGCCACACAGGACUCCCUGUCGUCACCUGUCCCGUGCAGGCCAGGUUGACAAUUCAGCUGUACUGUGAAGUUACCAAUAGUCUAGAAUGUCCUUAAAACACUGACCCUGAGUAGCUUCCCACCACUGAUUUACUACUGAACACUUGGUGGAACUGGGCGGUUCAGGGUGCGGCCCUUGUCCAGGGGCGUGUGGAGCCAUGGCCCCGUGUGGGGCCGGGCAGCAGUCACCCUGACCUUUGAGAUGCUUUCUCUCUCCCUUUAGACUCUUGAAACACCAAAUCAAGCCAAACAACAAAGGAAACCCGCACAACUUAAAAGAAACUUGAAAGGGAUCGUAUACUACUAGUUUGUACUAAGUUUUUUUCAGGAAAGGGAAAUAAAUUUAUAUAUAUAUGCAAUAUAUUUUUACACUGUUUUGUUACCGUUAGGGAGUUCUGAGUGUAUCACUUUAUCAGCAUGAUGGUAGAGUAGCGUCGACGUCUUGGGUGUUCUGACUCAGAAAGGCACGUCCGCGGGCAUCGAAGAGCCGCACUCACCAGGAACGUCUGUGGGAUCUGGGUGGCCCUCCUCUCCCUCCCCAGAGCGUGAGGCACGGUGUCACCUAUCAGGGCUGCUGUCGAGGCCUGGCUUGCAAACCUUUAGUGAAACAGCUCAUGUCUGUCUGCACAUUUCUCCUCCUGUGUUCGCUGUUGUUAACAUUGUGUGUCCAAUUGGUAAAGUGAUAAAUAAAGGUGUUGAAAUGUGGCUCUCUGUUGCCCUCAAGGUGCCAUGUCUUUACUAGCAGUCACGCAUGGGGCACUGACAUUUAACACAGACAGGCCCUGGGAGGGGCCGCGGUGGGACCAGGCGUGGUCUAAUGGAGUGCGGGUGCAGCCCCCGGGUGGGGGCCAGACCCAGAAGGACGCACAUGGAGUCAUUACACACAACUACAGCAGCCCCGGAGACAGGAGUGCAUCCUCAGACACGUUCCAACCAGCAAUCCUAUGCCAGUGGUACGGUUUCCGAAAAUGAGAGAGAGGCAUUCUACGACCCUACCGGGAAUUUUCACCAGUAGACAUUAAAAGCAAUUCUAAGUGCAGAGGAACAUGCCCACAGAUGGAGUGUCUGGAGGGAAGCGGCACAGAGAACAAACAGUGAACACAGGUGAACAGUGUACACAGGGCUUUGCGUGGGAAUAAAGAUCUCACUGAGACACUGGAAAACCAUCCCAUUUAAGCCAGAAGGGGUGCCCCUGGAGGUAUGUGCUCCUGGACGCAAUGGGGAGAGAGCAGAGGUCCUGACCCAACAGGCACCCUUGCACUGCAAUAAUGCACCAGAAAGAGCGCUCGGCUUCCAAACCCACAGAGGAGAGCAUGGUGAGGAAAAUAACCUAAACACGGCAACAGCAGAGGGGAGACAGUCACAGAAGAAACGGAACAGAACAACACACGUCACUACGGGUUACAGCCGCUGACCCAGCAAGAGAAGGAGAAUGAUCAAGGGAUGUCUGAAAGCCCAACGUGUCCGUAAUUUCAGCUGCAGACGCAAAGGGACAGAAGCCGCAGUGCAGGAGAGAAAGUGAGGAGAGCACGUGAACGAGCAGCACGCACGCCGGCCAGGAGACAGGGCGGCCUCCAGGAAGUGGGGAGGACGCCGGAGCAGGACACACACCGGGGCUCGCCCGCGAUGCAGGAGCCCCACAGCUGGCCCUCGUGCCCCGCCUGCGCCAUCACCAGUGAGGGGCACCCCGGUGGGUCCCUGACUCGAGAGGUGAGGCAGAGCCAUCUUUCACCUGCAUCCCUUUCCCUGAACAGCAAGGUCUUGCUUAAGGGACAACUGCCCAGCACCUGUCACAGGGACACAACC